Molecule: messenger RNA, 1452 nt
Organism: Scomber japonicus (chub mackerel)
Lineage: Eukaryota; Metazoa; Chordata; Actinopteri; Scombriformes; Scombridae
Product: deoxynucleoside triphosphate triphosphohydrolase SAMHD1-like
Exons: 15
Coding region: 1-1452 (483 amino acids)
Biological process (GO): dGTP catabolic process; defense response to virus; regulation of innate immune response
Cellular component (GO): nucleus
Molecular function (GO): dGTPase activity
Source: RefSeq, a predicted model, not a curated record
AUGACUGACACCGGGAACCUUAAGACUUGCUAUGAGGGUAAUGACCAUUGCAAGGUGUUCAAUGAUUCCAUCCAUGGUCAUGUGGAGUUGCACCCGCUUCUCGUCAAAAUUAUUGACACACCUCAGUUCCAGAGACUACGAAACAUCAAGCAGCUGGGAGGGGGCUAUUUCGUUUUCCCUGGAGCAUCCCACAACCGCUUUGAACACUCAAUCGGGGUGGCGUACUUAGCAGGAGAGCUUGUACGAAAUCUGAAAACACAGCAACCAGAACUCGACAUCACUCCCAGAGAUGAACUUUGUGUGGAGAUUGCUGGUCUUUGUCAUGACCUGGGACAUGGACCCUUUUCUCAUCUGUUUGAUGGAAUGUUCAUCCGCAAAGCACGUCCAGGACUGAACUGGAAGCAUGAGACUGCCUCUAUACAGAUGUUUGAAUACCUGGUGAAUGCUAAUGGUCUACAGCCAGUGAUGAAGAAGUAUGGCCUAGAGCUCCCUAAGGACCAGAAUUUCAUCAAGGAAAUGAUUGCAGGACCUCUGGGCACUAAUGCAGGUCAAGGCCAGGAGUGGCCAUAUAAAGGCCGACCAAAGAACAAGUCCUUCCUCUAUGAAAUCGUGGCCAACAAAAGAACGGGCAUUGAUGUGGACAAGUUUGACUACUUUGCCAGGGACUGCCACCACCUGGGCAUUCAGAACAACUUUGACCAUCGCCGGUUCAUCAUGUUAGCCAGGGUGUGUGAGGUGGCUGGAAAGAAGCACAUCUGUGUUAGAGACAAGGAAAUUGGAAAUGUGUGUGACAUGUUCUACACAAGGAUCAGUCUCCACAGAAGAGCCUACCAGCACAGAGUGAACAAGAUCAUAGAGUCUAUGAUCACAGAGGCCUUUUUAAAGGCAGAUGAGCACAUCCAGAUUGAAGGCAAAGGAGGGAAGAAGUUCACUCUCUCCAAAGCCAUAGAUGACAUGGAGGCCUAUACCAAGCUGACAGAUUGUGUGUUUGAACAAAUACUCACCUCCUCCUCUGAAGACCUGAAGGAGGCUAAGGGGAUUCUGCAAAGGAUUCAAUCUCGACAACUUUACAAGUUUCUGGGCCAAACAAAGGCCAUGACCCUCCCUCAGAAGAUGAUUUCCACUUGGAAAGAGGAAUUGGUUAAAGCCCUCCCUCAGACUGAUCCUCAGGUUGGGCUACAGCCAGAUGACUUUGAAAUUCUAGUGAUCACAAUGAACUAUGGGAAGAAAGACAAGAAUCCUGUGAAUGAAAUGUAUUUCUACAGCAAGAAUGAUAAUACCAAAGCUAAACAGAUCCCUGAAGGACAGAUGUCUGAGCUGCGUCCAACAUGCUUUUCUGAGACACUGAUCAUGGUUUACUGCAAGAAGACUGAUAACGAGAGUGCUAAGAAACACUUUGUCAAGUGGAGCGAGGACAAGGGCUUUCAGGUUGGAGAGACAGUUGGACUGUAG